AUGAAGGUAUCGCCAGUGAAGGAAUCGCCAGUGAAGGUAUCUGUACGGCUACUGAAGGGACCUGCAAGGCCACCGAAGGAAUCGCCACUGAAGGGAUCGCUACAGCCAGUGAAGGUACGGCCACUGAAGGAAUCGGUACAGCCAAUGAAGGUAUCGCCAGUGAAGGUAUCUGUACGGAUACUGAAGGGACCUGCAAGGCCACCGAAGGAAUCGCUACCGAAGGGAUCGCUACAGCCAGUGAAGGUACAGCCAGUGAUGGGAUCGCUAUGGCCACUGAAGGUAGAGCCAGUGAAGGGAUCUGUAAGCCCACUGAAGGAAUCGCCAGUGAAGGGAUUGCUACAGCCAGUGAAGGUACAGCCACAGCCAGUGAAGGUACAGCCACAGCCAGUGAAGGAACUGCCAGUGAAGCCAACACCAGGAAGCAGGCCGGCGAGUCCGCCCAGAAGGUUUUGGUUUUGGACGCUGUUCACGCUCGAUACCGAACGUGCACUCGGCGAAGACGUCGAAACUGCCGCCGAGCUGGACACGCCUCCAAGUAAACCGGACACAACGCCGCCGGCAACAUUGAGAGGAGCUUGGACACUGCUUGCGCUGGGAACGGAAGGCAGAAUUGGCGAAGGCGUUGGUACACCUAGUAUGUUGCCCACGCCGACCGCAAGACCGGAAACCAAGCCCCCGAGCGCAUUCUGGACGCUACUCGCUGGCACCACCGGUAGGACUGUCGACAGGAGUAGCGGAGGUACCGAAGAGGGAAGUACGACAGGGGCCGAUGGUGCCGAAGAAGGCAGGAUCACCGGUAUCGAAGAUGGAGGUCUGACUGAUGAACUCUGA
This is a messenger RNA of Didymosphaeria variabile, 831 nucleotides long. RefSeq lists its product as uncharacterized. The record is from RefSeq and is a predicted model, not a curated record. Lineage: Eukaryota; Fungi; Ascomycota; Dothideomycetes; Pleosporales; Didymosphaeriaceae. Bases 1 to 831 code for a protein of 276 amino acids. The transcript is spliced from 2 exons.